Messenger RNA from Colletotrichum godetiae, 537 nucleotides. RefSeq lists its product as uncharacterized. The record is from RefSeq and is a predicted model, not a curated record. The transcript is spliced from 3 exons. NCBI's taxonomy places the organism in Eukaryota, Fungi, Ascomycota, Sordariomycetes, Glomerellales, Glomerellaceae. The coding region runs from base 1 to 537 and encodes 178 amino acids.
AUGCUUCCUCUUCUCCUAGCCUGCUUCUUCUUUGAAUGGACUGUGGCUGCCGCUCAGGCUCCUCGUCAUGUAGCAGUAGACAUCAACAAGGCAAACAUGACAAUGACUGCAGCCGCGGUUCAAUCCGGAGCCAUCCUCGGCAGGCAAUUACAAGACCCAAACACUUGUGGCUACGUUGCGAUCCACAGUAUCAAACCCAGGCAGCAGAACUUUGAUAUGGCCCCUUCGACGGCUACAUCUUUUACUCCGUCUUUGACUGGUAGUGCGUCUGCCACCAGGCCUACUACACCACCACCGUCGACAUUGUACACUUCGCUGGCUCCUCCUACCGGUACUUCUACCGGGAAACCAAAUCCAGGUGCACCCCCGACAGACAGUCGUCCUCCGACAGGUAGUCCUUCGUCAUACAGCCCACCUCCAGAAGCAACCCCUUCUGCAUCAGACAAGCCGCCAGCGCCGCCGCCCGGAAGCGGCAUCAUGCAAGGUACUACUAGAUCUCACCAGCGUGUCUCGUGUCGAACCAGCACUCACAUUUAA